Molecule: messenger RNA, 993 nt
Organism: Serpula lacrymans var. lacrymans S7.9
Lineage: Eukaryota; Fungi; Basidiomycota; Agaricomycetes; Boletales; Serpulaceae
Exons: 4
Coding region: 14-823 (269 amino acids)
Source: RefSeq, a predicted model, not a curated record
CCCAUCUUGAGACAUGGCUGCCUACGAACCUCUCCAGAUAGAUGACCGCGGGUACCACGACGAAGACGGUACCAAAGAUCCUUUGCUUCAGGACGAGCUCAACAGUAUUCCCCAUUCAAAACAGCCCACAUCAAAAUGGGCACAAUGGGGGACUGUUGCGGUUUCUCUCCUCUCGGUAUUAUGUGCUUUUGCACUGUAUCUAGCGUCUAUGCGUGUCGAGCUUCCUGGUCCACGGAGUGCGAAGGGUUUGCGCCAGCCAGACCAGUACAACACUCUAAAUCUGACACAAGAGCUCAAGAAAGGACCAAUUGUCUGGUUUCCUGGUUAUAUCGUUCGAGCAAAUAAAGCUGCACCUGAUGAAGUUUACACAUCGGGCCCACAUGUCGUGCUGGAUGAUAACAACUCUAUGUUCUUCCAGUUCCGUAUGCCCGCAUCCAAGUUCACUCGGUGCUACAUUGGUUCUGCCGUACCUACUCCAGAAGAGGGUGCUGCUGCCAACAAGACCUACGUCUCCUCAGGGUCUCUCACGGAAUUCAAAGUAUGGAACGUUACCACGCCGUCCAAGCCUAUGAAGAGCCUCAGUUGGAAUACACGUCCUGAGCGGGUUGCCUUGAUGGGGACGGUCGCAUUUCUACCCGAGGAAGAGAUGAUAGAUCAGUUAGACUUGGAAGAUGGUUGGCAGCUGAGCGACCCGACGCCGAGGUUUGCAUGUGGUCAGAAGGAAACGUACACGAUCGAGGUUUCUUGUGAGGGAUGUAGCCUUGAAUAUGAACAAAUCCUCUCGCUGCCUGCAUUGGCAUUCGACUUGUUCCAGAUUGGCUAGGCCAAUCUGCGCGCUUCAAACAGCGCUGUAUGAAUGGCUUUCGGUGGUUUACCUUGAGAGAUGUCGCAAAGUCAUGUCGUGCUUUUCAUAACCGGUUUCCACGACUAUCACAGUUCUUGUACGUGUAUAAAAUACGAAGUACAAUCUACUCAUAAAUUGUUCCUUGCACC